This is a messenger RNA of Spodoptera littoralis (African cotton leafworm), 2673 nucleotides long. The record is from the annotation of a GenBank genome assembly. NCBI's taxonomy places the organism in Eukaryota, Metazoa, Arthropoda, Insecta, Lepidoptera, Noctuidae.
AUGUCCGAAUCUAGAGGAAGAGGAAGGGCGCGUGGUCGGGCCGGCAGAGGCGGUGAUAACGCCGGUCCACCUCCGCGCAGACCUGGCGAACCACCGAGGCCUGGUCCCCAACAACUAAUCCCUACAGGUCCUCGCCCACAGCCCCCUACACCAUGGGGUCCUCCUACCGCGCAAGCUGGCAGAGCUUCGCAUAGAUCAACUCCGUCUACUCAUCAAGAGCAUCCUGGUGAUGUAGACAUACAGCAGAGAAUGCAAGCGAUGCAGAUUGCUUCAACAUCGCAACCAACUGCUGCUGGCGAACCAGGUACCGGGGUAAUCGGGCGUGGCUCACGUCGUGGUGGUGGCAGGGUGCUGCCAGAGCAAACGAUGAUUUUGCGUACACGCCCCAGUGUCAUUGAAUCUAAAAAGGGUACUUCUGGCACUGUCAUUGACCUAAGGAGCAAUUAUUUUUUGGUCAAAACUACGCCACAGUGGCGUCUUUACCAGUAUCAUGUUGAUUUUUCACCGGAUGAGGACAGUACCUUCAUCCGUAGGGCACUUCUGCGUGUACAUGCUAAAACUCUGGGCGGUUAUUUGUUUGAUGGGUCUGUGUUGUACACAGUCAAGAGAUUACACCCUGAGCCCCUAAUGUUGUACUCUGACAGAAAGACAGAUGACCAAAGGAUGACAAUGUUGAUAAAGCUCACAUGUGAUGUCAGCCCUGGAGACUACCAUUACAUUCAGAUAUUCAAUAUCAUCAUUAGAAAAUGCUUCCAAAUAUUGGAUCUGCAAUUGAUGGGCAGAGAUUAUUUUGAUUCAGAGGCAAAGGUUGAUAUUCCUGAAUAUCGUUUACAAGUGUGGCCUGGAUAUAAAACGACUAUCAACCAGUAUGAAGACCGUCUGUUAAUGGUUACUGAAAUUACUCACAAAGUUCUUCGACUAGAUACCGUGCUGCAAAUGUUAGGUGAUUAUGCUGCAAGUAAAGGAGGAAAUUAUAAAAAGAUAUUUUUAGAAGAUAUUGUGGGAAAGAUAGUCAUGACCGUAUACAAUAAGAAGACAUACAGAGUGGAUGAUGUUUCGUGGCAAGUGUCGCCAAAGUCUACAUUCAAAAUGAGAGAUGAGACCAUUACUUACAUGGAUUAUUAUAAAAAGAAAUACAAGAUCACUAUUCACGAUACUGCGCAGCCUUUGUUGAUCUCUCGAUCCAAGCCACGUGAUAUCCGUGCUGGAAUGCCUGAAUUAGUAUAUUUAAUACCAGAGCUAUGCCGUCAGACAGGUCUUACGGAUGAAAUGCGUUCCAACUUCAAACUGAUGAAGGCUCUGGAUGCUCACACUAAGAUUGGGCCAGAUGUUCGCAUACAAAAGCUGAUGGCAUUCAACCAAAGACUGACAAGAAAUCCUGAAGUGGUUAAGGAAAUGGGUGAUUGGGCCCUUACUUUAUCAAAUGAACUGAUCAAGAUCAAAGGUCGUCAACUGCCACCAGAAAACAUUAUUCAAGGCAAUAACAGUCGUUACCCAGCUGGAGACACUACUGAGGGGUGGACCCGGGAUAUGCGAUCGAAGCCCCUGUUGGAAAUUGCUCAACUGCCGUCAUGGGUGGUAAUAACUCCAGAGAGGCAGCGCCGUGACGCUGAAGGCUUUGUAGACUUGAUUAUGAAGACAGGUGGAGGUGUAGGUUUCCGUAUGCCUCGACCAGAAGUAGUUACUAUCCGGAAUGAUAGUGCCAUUGAAUACGCAAAUGCCUGCGAGAACGCCAUUGCGCGAAAAAAUCCUGCAAUGAUACUGGUUGUUUUAGCACGAAAAGUUACUGAUCGCUAUGAGGCGAUUAAGAAGAAGUGUACGGUGGACCGUGCUGUCCCAACGCAGGUUGUUUGCGCACGAAACAUGACAGCCAACUCGGCUAUGUCUAUUGCCACUAAAGUAGCUAUCCAGAUUAACUGCAAGCUUGGUGGUGCUCCAUGGAGAGUAGACAUACCUCUUCAAAGCAUACUCGUUAUAGGUUACGAUGUAUGCCACGACACACGCUCCAAGGAGAAGAGUUUUGGCGGAUUUGUUGCUUCAUUGGAUCGCUACUUGACGCGUUACUUUUCAGCAGUGAACUCUCAUACCUCUGGAGAAGAAUUGAGCUCGCACAUGAGCUUUAAUGUUGGCUCAGCCCUCAAGAAGUUCAGAGAGAUUAAUGGAGCAUUGCCAAACAGGAUUUUUAUAUAUCGUGAUGGCGUCGGUGAUGGACAAAUCCCUUAUGUUCACUCUCAUGAGGUGGAAGAGAUAAAAAAGAAGUUGGCUGAAGUAUAUGCUGGUGCAGAAUAUAAAAUGGCGUUUAUAAUUGUAUCGAAACGCAUCAACACUCGCAUCUUCUUGGAUCGUGGACGUGGCGAGAACCCACGCCCCGGUACCGUCGUCGACGACGUAGUCACACAACCAGAGCGCUACGAUUUUUAUUUGGUGUCACAAAAUGUGCGCGAGGGAACUAUUUCGCCCACUUCAUACAAUGUAAUUCAAGAUACCACGGGAUUGCAUCCCGACCGGAUGCAAUGGCUGACAUAUAAAUUGACCCAUCUGUACUACAAUUGUUCUUCGCAAGUACGUGUGCCCGCCGUGUGCCAGUAUGCACACAAGCUCGCGUUCUUGGCGGCCAACAGCCUCCACAGCCAGCCCCAUUAUUCUCUAACUGACACAUUAUAUUUCCUGUAA